AGGAGGAGGAGGAGGCCGGCGAGCGCGCGGAGUGGCCGUUGGGGAGACGGCCGGGCCCGGCGCAUGGACGGCCAGCCUGAGGGGAAGGAGGACGGCCUCGGAAGCCCGCUCGUCUGAACCGCCGCGGGAGGCAGAGUGAAGACCGGUUCACCAUGUCCCGGAGGAAAUCAGAAAGCAAAACCCCUCCAGGCCUGUUGCCUGCACCUUUUCACAUGCAAAUAAAGACGGACAACUUCGGCGAUUUCUACGAAGUUGAGCCCAGAGAGCUGGGAAGAGGAAAAUUUGCUGUGGUUAGAAAAUGCGUCGCCAAAUCUACCGGCCAGGAAUUUGCAGCGAAGUUCCUGAAGAAGAGGAGAAGAGGCCAAGAGUGCAAAGCAGAAAUCCUUCACGAAAUCGCUGUGCUGGAGCUCAUGAAGGCGAGUGCCCGCGUAGUGAACCUCCACGAAGUCUACGAAACGACACAUGAGAUCAUCUUAGUGUUGGAAUAUGCGGCUGGAGGAGAAAUUUUUAACUUAUGCCUCCCUGACCUAGAAGAAACCAUAGAUGAAACGGAUAUUAUUAGGCUUAUACGACAAAUUCUCGAAGGUGUGUGUCACCUGCACCAGAACAAUAUUGUGCAUCUUGAUUUAAAGCCUCAGAACAUUUUGUUGAGUAGUAUACGUCCACUUGGCGACAUAAAAAUAGUCGAUUUUGGUAUUUCUCGGAAGAUUGGCAAUUGCACUGAACUCUGUGAAAUCAUUGGAACCCCUGAAUAUCAAGCACCAGAAAUCUUAAGUUAUGAACCUAUUACUACGGCGACUGAUCUAUGGAAUGUAGGCGUAAUCGCAUACAUGCUGCUCACGCAUGAAUCUCCUUUUGUGGGAGCGGACAUUCAAGAAACGUACCUCAAUAUUUCUCAAGUGAAUGUGGAUUAUUCCGAAGACACUUUUGCCUCGGUCUCGCUGCUGGCCAAAGACUUCAUUCAAAAGCUACUUGUUAAAAAUCCUGAGGAGCGGCUCCCGGCAGAGGCCUGUCUGUCUCACUCUUGGUUGCAGCAAGGAAACUUCUUCUCGUACAGCCCCGAAGAGACCCCCAGCUCUCCGACCCACGACCACACGAAUAAGUGCAUCGAGGAGAGGAACAACAACAGGCUGCCGUGUAGCGCCUCCUGCAGCGGGCGGAAAGACAAAGAAAACAUCCCAGAAGACAGCAGCACGGUCUCCAAGCGGUUUCGCUUUGACGAUUCUCUGCAGUACCCCCAGGAACUCACAGCGGACUUUGUGUGUUAACCCACGCACUCCUGCCAAGUUGCUCAGGCUGAAUUUAGGGUCCCGGUCUCCUCUGGCGCGACGAGGCCGCAGGUUGCGACGCUUGCGUUGUGGCUUGUACCGGAAAUGCACUUUCAGUCGCUUGGUUGUGUUCGCCCUUCCAUGGGCUGCCAUUGCUGGCAGUGGUUUCAGCUCCGGGAAACCGGUGUCUUGGCACCCGGAGCGGCCUGUCUGUGGAGUCCGACAGGUAACGGUAUAUUUGCACUUCUUACGUUUUGGUCCCCAAAGCGGCUUUUGGUGUGUUUAUAAAUAAAGUUGGUAAUCUGAGAAAAGUAUUGUUUCGAAUGUUAACCAGCAAAGCCUAGCCAAGGACAGAAUCAUGACCAUGUUUUAAGCCAAAGAGUGUCCUAGCAAUGCAUAUACAUAUUCUAUUGUAUCUGAAGCUAAAAAGUUGGCAGAGGGAAAGCUCCGUUGAAAAAUGCAGACUUGUGACUCACCGUGCUGUCUUAAGCGGAAUUACGUAUUUCUGAGCCCAUUUAGUGGACUUAGCAGAGUGUAGAUCAGUUGGGGAUGGCACUGUUGUAUAACUGCUGUGUUCUAAUGAAGUACUUUGAACCUGUAUUUCCACUCACUGGUGCUCGAGGACUUGGGUGGGUUUCUUGAACUGCAGCCAAGUCCUAGGCGCAUUUAAACAGUAGGGGGCUCCCUGGGCCUGACUCCCGAGGAAGUGUACUUAGCAGUGCAGACUUACACCAUUUUCGCGAGGAAGGUUUGUGGGACCCACCAGUUUGUGGGUCCAAAUGCAAAUGUAGUGCCUUUGUUGGCCUGAAUGUGCCCUUGACUUGACUCUCCCACUUUCUGUCCAACGUUUGUAACAUUCACACUCCCCCCCCCAGACAGUACGCUGAAAGGCUCUCCUGGUUUGAUAAUGCCUUUAACUGUUGUCUUACAAGCUGGUUGGGUACCUAUUGUGAGGCUUAAAUUCGAGGGCCCUCCUUUUCAUCUUCAUUCCAACAAGCCUAGCUUCGAUGUGUGGGAGGUCUCCAACAGAAGGAAGCAGGGUUGCCGUAGGUAGAUGUCUGCUCUCCAGAUGGUUAACCAUAAAUAAGCCACCCAUAGUUCAUCUUUGUGACUUUUGUGCAGAUCCACAUGGGACCGUACAUGUGCAGGUGAGCCACGAAGAUUUCUAGUACGUUCCCAGGUGCGUGGCGUGCUCUCCUCUCCCAUCGCGAGCUGGUGUUUCCCCGCCCAAACCAGCACCUGACCGAGUCGGUUCCACCUUAUGGUGCUUCGAACGAGAGGAACCUGCAGCUGGUGGUGGAGGUGGCGGCUCCUCUGUUAUGUCUUUGUUUAAAGGAAGAGGGCUGUCCAUCUGCCUUGCUGACUGAGAAAGUGUGCAGGGUGCUGGUACAUCUUCAGAGGUCGUCCUCUUGGGAAUGACCCUUGCCAGAGACACUCAACCCGGAGGGGGUGGGGGUGGGGUGUCCACAGAUCUGUGUUUGGAUUUGACCUCGCUUUUGGCAGAGGCUCUGACGUGGUCCUCGGAACCAAGGCUGAUCUGUGCGCCUAUCGGGGUGUCGGAUCCAACGACAGAAUUCGGGCCACUGAAGCCACAGCCCUCUUUUGGGCUAUGUCGAGCGCUUUCGGCGCAGAGUCUCGGGAGCUCGGAGGGCUGCCUUUAAUCCAGAAGCCCUUCCGUGUCGGGCUUCAGGCAUAAGUUGGCGACACGGGCCUUGACACCGUGGCCCUCUCCCAGGCCAGUGAGGCACAGUCCGUGUACAUCGGACUGAGCCGUUUUUGUCUCGCAUUUGGAAUGCUUUUUGAGCAGAGCCGUGGCUGUUAUUUUUUCAUUGACUGAGAAGGAACAGAUUUUCCUGAGGAGAAUCAAAAGAUGGAAAGGACGAAGGUCAAUUCUGCCUCCACGGUGGCAAGGGGAGGACUCUCCUCCUCCGUAGUCACGGUUUGGGCGGGAAACCACCAGCUCGCAGCAGGGGGGGAAGGCAACGCUCUGCGUGUCUUGGAAAGCACGAGCAGUCUUUAGAACCUUCAUCCCACUGUGGCUGGCCCGCACGUGCGCGGUCCCAUGGGUGCCUGCACAGAACAGUUACAAGUAAGUGCAGUCCGGUUUCCGUUUUUGUCGAGUGAACCCGCUCACCUUACACAAGAGACUACCGUGUUGUGUGUGUGUUCAGCUGCAUCUUCAGCACCACUAGAGAGGUGGGUAGACUGAUGUAGAAGAGCAGAAAAUCAGUGAGUGCCGCGGCAGUAAAUCUUAUAACGUAGCGAAAGGCCAGUCCUGAAAUGCGAUGCGGCCGUGCUUGGCAGAGGGUGUGCCCAUCUACUCAUCAACCCAGUUUUACGAAUCAGAGGCGUGGCCACGUUAGUCUGUCGGAGCACAAAUAAAAAAGCAGUCUAGUUGGCACCUGGUUUAUUCCAGCCCCAGCUUUCGUGGACUAGAGCCGCUUCUUUAGACGCAUACAGGGAGUUAUCACAGGCAUAUAAAUGUGCGGUCGUAAAAUAUAUAUAUAUAAGCAGCAGGGUGAAAGGGGCCAUGGAAUGUAAUGCUAUAAACCGGAAACCUGAUCAAAGAAAAGUACAGAGCCCAUUCACAAUACCAAUAGUUGGCUCUUCCUCUAGUUUUCUUGAGCUAGUUAACGCUAAUCUCGGGCGUUGCUAAGGUAUGAAGUGGUGUUAACUAAGUCCUUGUUUAGUUCUUGGACCGAGAUAAGGAUUGUGCCAAGCCUUUUGUUGAACUUAAGUCAGCUGUUUCACCUGGGAGUCUCUGGAGAAGCGCGACUUUCAGAUCUCACUGUAGGUGUUAACUUCCGUAGUACAAGCUGGGUCAAUGACAGCUUCUGGGAAAGUUCUCUGUGCUUUUCUUGAUUCCGUUUGCGUUACUGGUCCCUUGAGGACGAUAUUUACAAUAUUAUUCCUUAACUUCAGGUAUGCAUAACUUCCUAGUGAAGAACUGCACGCAUCUGGCAAAAAGGCUCUGGUCUGUGAAAGCUCGGGCUGGGAUAAAACCUUGUUGGUCUUGAAAGGGGCCACAGGACUCCUGCUUAUUCUUUAUAGAAACCAUGAUAGGCAAGCAGUGAAGACAGUAGUGCUGAUGCAGACAUGUUCAGGCCCACAUUUCGGAAAUUCACUGCAGGGAAUCGGUAUGGGAGGUCAUUUUUUUCCUUCUGUCGGUUAAAAUAAGGGAAACGAGGCACAUAAAUCUUAACAUCCUAAUUUGAUUUUGAAAAGGGUUAGUCCUGUACAGUUUAAUAAGAUGAUCAUAUUGUAUAAAGAUGUUAACCUGGGAAAAAAAUGUUUAAAAUAAUGCAAUGGCUAUAUCAGCACUUUAUUAAACAGAAUACGGUAGAAUGCAUUUGUGUCCACCAAGGUAUUUUUUUUUAAAAAAAAAAAUGUUUACAUUUCUUAUU
Messenger RNA from Gekko japonicus, 4672 nucleotides. It is a transcript of the gene STK17B, whose product is annotated as serine/threonine kinase 17b. Gene Ontology annotation, biological process: protein phosphorylation; intracellular signal transduction; positive regulation of apoptotic process. Gene Ontology annotation, molecular function: ATP binding; protein serine/threonine kinase activity. The transcript is spliced from 8 exons. Gene Ontology annotation, cellular component: nucleus. The record is from RefSeq and is a predicted model, not a curated record. The coding region runs from base 153 to 1268 and encodes 371 amino acids. NCBI's taxonomy places the organism in Eukaryota, Metazoa, Chordata, Lepidosauria, Squamata, Gekkonidae.